Marasmius oreades (fairy-ring Marasmius) is the source of this 2268-nucleotide messenger RNA. RefSeq lists its product as uncharacterized. Bases 1 to 2268 code for a protein of 755 amino acids. Gene Ontology annotation, biological process: microtubule-based movement. Gene Ontology annotation, molecular function: microtubule motor activity; ATP binding; microtubule binding. The record is from RefSeq and is a predicted model, not a curated record. The transcript has 15 exons. Gene Ontology annotation, cellular component: kinesin complex; microtubule. Lineage: Eukaryota; Fungi; Basidiomycota; Agaricomycetes; Agaricales; Marasmiaceae.
AUGGCGAACGCUCACAAAGUUCGUAUCGUUGCUCGCCUCAGGCCAAGGAUUGAUGGCGAGGUCGAUGAUGGAGCCAUACAAGUUUGCCACCCGUCGGACAACACCUCGAGCUCUUUUUCCUCCGCGAGCGGUGCUGGAGCUAGCUACAUUAGCGUACCCAACCCAAGAGAUCCAACCGAAUUAUUCAAGUAUCCUUUUAGCAGUUGCUACGACCAGACAUCCACACAGGAGGAACUUUUCGAAAACGACGUCUCGCCAUUGAUGAAUGUUGUCUACGAGGGAGUGACGGUCACAAUUUUCGCCUAUGGUGUGACCUCUUCCGGUAAGACGCAUACCAUGCAGGGGACAAAGGGUCAGCCAGGAGUCAUCCCAAGAGCGGUUGCGAGUUUAUUUAACAAACGGAGCGAAUAUCCCCAGUUUCAAACCUCAUUGACCGUGUCGUAUAUGGAGAUAUAUAAAGAUGAGGUAUACGACCUCCUAGUCGAGAGGGAUAACGCUCCUAAACUUCCUGUUCGCGAAAAUCACGAAGGAAUGGUUUUCGUAGCUAACCUUAGCUCAAUAUCCAUUUCAAACGCAGACGAAUUCGAUGCAAUUUAUGGCCAAGCCACCAAAAACCGUUCCGUUGGGGCCACCAACUUGAAUCGCGCCUCUUCAAGGUCCCAUGCAGUUCUAACAAUCGAAAUCACCAUGCUGGAUGCCAUCAACAAUAAAACUCGAAUUGGUAAGCUGAAUUUGGUCGACCUCGCGGGCUCGGAGAACAAUAAGAUAACGGGCAAUGAUCAAAUUCGGAUGCAAGAGUCUUCUGCUAUAAAUAAGAGCUUAAGCGUUCUCGGGAAAGUGGUACAUGCCUUAAACAUUGGACAGUCUCGAAUACCUUACCGAGAAUCGAAGCUUACUCGAAUACUACAAGAUGCCCUAGGGGGGAAAUCUGUUGGAUUAUUAAUCUGCAACCUUGCUCCUGGGGUGAAAUUCCGAACGGAUACCGUCAAUACGCUCAAAUUCGCUACACAAACGAAGAAGAUAGAAAACAAGCCUGUCGUUAAUGAACAAGAUAAUCGUCCAGCGGUUAAACCCCACUUCGCCGCUCUCAACGUAAUUUUACGACCCCCACAGCAACCUGCUAAAGCGUUGAUUGUGCCAUCCGAACCUACCCAAAGUUUCGCACCACAUCCCCAACCACAAAUGCUCGUAAACCUUCCCAGACGUGGACGGCCAUCACUGGUUCCCCGCCCGCGUGUUUCCAGGGUUUCCUCUGCAUUCCAGCCUAUGACUGCUCCGUUAAUGCAGAUUCCAGAGGGUAUCGUAACUUCGCAUUCGAUGAACGGAGGAUCUUCAUUCCAGGGCAUGACGGAAGCAGAAAUCAAUGAACGGAUCUCAAAGGCGGUCGAAGCAGAGGUAGCGCGUAGACUGGAAGAACGCGAACGAGCCAGAGCUAAAGAAGAGGAGGAAAGAGUGGCCGAACGCUCAGCGUCUAACACUUUGCCAGAGGUAUCUGGUGCUGAUACUCCCUCGAGGAGGCGAUCAACUCGAAGCAAGUCUCGAUCACCGAGGAAGGAGGAUGCGCAACCGCUCCCUCCAGGUCUCUUGACGCCCUUACUGAAACGACACAAGGACAUGGACAACGAGCUGCAAUCCCGAUUACAAGAACUUGAGAGGAAAUAUGAGCAUGGUGAUAAGGAAGCAAAGUUGGUGGCUGCGUUAUCCCCCGUCUCGAGGAAGAAGACCGGGAGAGCCUGGGUUGCUCUGGCUCGCGCUCAAUCAGAGAAGGGUGAUCUUCAAGUGGCGUUGGAUCUUUACCGAAAAGCGGAAACCUAUGUACCGGGUAAUGUCAAGCUGAAAGAGAGAAUCAUCGAGAUAGAAUGGGCUGUGAAGAACGAGAGACCGUUCGUACCUUCACCGAAGCGACCAAAGAAAACCAAAGCAGAGAGAAGGAAAGAAAAGAAGUGUAGGGAAAAGGAACGCGAAGUUGAAGAGAAGGAGAAUCCCCUUUCUGACGAUCAAAUGGAUGUUGACGAGAUUGCCGCGACCCUUUCUGGAACAUUCGGCGCAGAGAUCACGAAUGCGGUAGGCGACGGGACGCCUGAGGAGAAUAUUAAUCAGUCUAGGAGUUCUUCACCCGCCAAACGACGACGUUCGGAACAGGAUAGUGAUCUCGAGCACGCUACCCCGGCUAAGCGCGCGAAGACCAAGGUCGUUGUGUACGGUAGCGAUGACGAGGAACCUCUGGCCGCCCCGGUUAGGAAGGGGAAGAGGAAACUGUUGGCUUGA